Cuscuta epithymum is the source of this 3873-nucleotide messenger RNA. The record is from the annotation of a GenBank genome assembly. NCBI's taxonomy places the organism in Eukaryota, Viridiplantae, Streptophyta, Magnoliopsida, Solanales, Convolvulaceae.
CUUUUCCCUUGCAUGUCUUCUUCCACAUAAGAUCCAAAUCGCAAGUCCACAACAUCCUUUCUUUUUCUCUCAUAUCCUUCUUUCUUCCAUUCCAUCAUAUCAAAAGAAGCUUGUCAUUCUUCAUCGGAACUUCAGCAGCGAAUACAGAGGAGGACGAGUGCUGUAAUCCAUGGCAUGGGCCAUGGAUGUUGUUGCCGAUCUUAUUUUCUGACAUGGGGCAUGCCGCUCUUCUGUCUUCUGCUUCUCCAUUCGUCUAAUUCUCUUAGCUGCUGGAAAAGCUAGUUGAUGCCGGCGUGGGGCUCCUGCGAUGUCGGUGGAAAUCGGAGGGAUGGAUGUUGUGAAGUCGUCGGAGGUUUUUGGCCAUCUCCCUUUAGGGAUGGACUCGCACCCAGUCUGGUCCCAGUUCCAGUCCCAGACCGGCCAAUCCAUGUUCCCAUUUUCGAAGACCGGAAUCGACCUGGAUUAAUCAGGGCCCGGGCCCAGGCCGGUUAGGGCUGUAUUUAUUUAUUUUUUUAAAAUGCAAUUCUGCACAUUAAAAGAUAAAAUGUAUAUUUAUUUGAAACACUACAAUGACUAUGACACAUUUAUAAAUUACAAUUGAGAGUAUUUUUAACUUUAAAUCUUUACAAAAUAAUAAGGAUGAAUGAAGGUAAGGUUGUUUUGGGUAUAAUAAAUUUGUUGGUGGUACACAAUUGCUAAAUGAAGGUAUACUAUGCUGUUAAAGCAUUGUACUCUGUUUCCUCCGUUUAUACCCUUCUGUUAGUACAAUUUCACGUGUCCCCUUUUUCUGCGUCUCAUUCCUGAGCUUGAAUAGAUUUAGCGUUAGGGUUAACUGGCAUGCCCCAAGCCGCUCGCCACACGCCCAGCUCAGAGGUAGCAUCUGCGCCGGAGUUCCGCAGGCUUCUUUCCCUUCAUCUUCUCCAGCUCGUGUACGUUAUGUCGUUAUUCUUUUGAUUUAGUUUACUCAUGAUCGGCACAAGACGAUAGAGCCACAAAUAGUUGGCACGUUCCUUAAAUGUUACAUAGGAUUAUGUAUUCCACAAUAUCCACGAGGCUCAAAAUGAAUCUGCCCAAAAUAUGAUUCUAUUGUACAGGCUCCCGUAUUUGUUUGUGCAAGUAGUUUGGGUGGCUUGAGUUAUGAAUUCAUUUUGCGAAUAUGUAGUUUCCCCUUUAAUUGUCCAAGGGAUGAGAGUGACUCAGUUUGCGAGACUCGAGAUUCAUUUAGCGAUUCAUUCAAUGACAAAAGUGAGAGUGAGAAGUUGUCUAGAUGGGAUGGAUGCUAGUAUGAACAUGAUGGUCUGCAUUUGAAUGAUAGAUUGGGUUACCUCUACUUUCAAUAUUUUGAACAAUCUGGUCCCUAUGGACGAGUCCCUCUCAUGGAUAAGGUGUGGCUUUUCUCACUUGGCAUUCAUUUUUUUGGGUUUUAUGUCUUCUUUUAUAUUUAUUUCUGCAUUGUAAAUGUUUAGCUUUUAUACCACUUCCGUAAAGGCCAGUUUUAAGGAAUAAUGAGAAAGCUAUUCUAUAUCCGUUUAAUAUCAUAGGAUACAAAUAAAGAUAUGUGAUAUAGUCUUGAUGAUUUUUAAUGGAUUAGCAUACUGAUUUUAAUACUCCGUAUAUUUCUUUUUUAACCAAAUGUUUUACUCCGUAUUAUGCUUUCUUCAAGCUUUUGACAUUGUAUUUCAAUCUUGCUUUUUUCCGUGCAGUGAUGCAAGGAAUUCCACAAUCGAUAAAAUGCCAUCUCUUUUUGUGCUCCAUGGAAUUUCUUUUGAUGUAGUUUCCCUUUUAUAUUUAUGCCAUCUAUGUGUUUGUUUAAAUGUCCAUAUGAAAUCAGGUAGUUUUUACCCUUAAAAGAACAUAUUUAGAAGAGCACACAUUAAAAGAGCCCUCAUGUUAAGAUAACAAAAAUACAGAUGUCAUAUAUAUAUAUAUAUAUAUAUAUAUAUAUAUAUAUAUGUUGGAACUGGUGUGUGCUUUUCUCUAUUGUAAGAUACUCUGCUCUUCUCUUCUUUCGGUCUACUCUUCUGGACAGUAAUGCUCACCGUUCUUAUCUGUUCCUAUGCUUCUCAAACACUCUUCCUAUGUUGCAGCACUCAUCCACAAUGAAAUAUAGUUGGUUUCAUCUUAUAGAAUUUUGUUAGUAAAAAGAAAAAGUUUUUGGAUCCUUAUAUUAUUAGCUUGCGGUACACUUUGUGAGACAAAUGUAGUUGUCACUAAAGUUCCGCGGUCCUUGAACAUUGUAAAGUUCUUUUUCCCUUGAUUUUAUCUUGGUGUGUACGGUUAGAUUUUUACUAUGAAUAAGACUAUAAGAAGACAUUUUGGGGUUAAGAGUAUCUCUAGCAAGUUAUCUGUAAAAGUGGGUUUGCAAGGAGUUGCAACAUCUCUUAUAUCCACAACAUCCACAAUAAUACUUAGCCACCCUUAGAUUUCAUUCAGGAAUCUGCCCUCUUAUUAUUGUUCUCGCUGGCUCAAAAAACAUUACAUUUGCGUAUUAUGGGAUUUCAAUAAUCCACUAUUACACUAUUGUAAUAUAUUAAAAUAAUUAGUUUUAAUCACACCUGGAUCACUACUGGUUUUCAUAUAGGUUCUCACAGUGUGCAAUAUAUUGUUAAGCUCCUUCUUAGUCAUUUGUGGAAGCAAACUUUCAGAAUUAUUUGGCACGGUAAUUUUUACAUGUUGAACAACUUGCUUCUUUUAAAAGUUUGCAUGAGUUAUUUUGUUAUACUGGUUUUUUUAACAUACGGUUGAAGUUAUCCUUUCAUCUUUACCCACUUUGGCUUAAAGACUCAUGUAACUAGAGGGAUAUGGGAGACAUCAGGUAAGGGAAAAGAGUGGAACAGAGUGUUGAAAUCUGUAGACUACUGGGACAAAGAGGGGUCUGAAGUUGGGUUGGUAAAAGUAGAUGGGGGAUGACAAAUCGGGGAUGGCGGGUAUGAUGGGGAACACCAGUAGAGAAAGAGAUCUGGAGCUUCUCAUUCCUGUGGCUUCCUCCGCCGCCGUUGACGACCAUGAAUCCAAGCCUUCGUCCUCCGCCACUUCUGCUCACCACGCCCACACUGGCCGUGAGACAUUCUACAAAGUUGUUAGGAGCUGGGCUUCAAAGAAAUUCAUGACCGGAUGUGUUAUCCUAUUUCCGAUAGCAGUCACCUUUUAUAUAACAUGGUGGUUCAUUCACUUUGUGGACGGAUUUUUCUCUCCUAUAUAUGUGCAGCUUGGCAUCACUAUUUUUGGUCUGGGAUUUGUUACUUCAAUCACUUUCAUUUUUUUGGUUGGAGUGUUCAUGUCAUCCUGGUUGGGGGCAUCUGUUUUAAGUCUUGGAGAAUGGUUCAUCAAAAGAAUGCCAUUUGUUCGUCAUAUCUAUAAUGCAUCAAAGCAAAUUAGUUCUGCCAUAUCUCCAGAUCAGAACACUCAAGCUUUUAAGGAGGUGGCCAUCAUAAGGGAUCCACGUAUCGGUGAAUAUGCAUUUGGGUUCAUUACUUCAUAUGUGGUUCUUCAGAACUAUUCAGAAGAUGAAGAUUUGUGCUGUGUGUAUGUUCCAACAAAUCACCUAUACAUUGGUGAUAUAUUUCUCGUCAAUGCAAAAGAUGUUAUAAGACCAAACUUGUCAGUUCGCGAAGGAAUUGAGAUUGUUGUAUCAUGUGGUAUGUCAAUGCCGCAGAUUCUAUCAACUUUGGAUCCAACGAUUGUUCAAAGUUGAUAGUGUUAAUUCCUGACAGAAACUGAAAUAGAAGACUCAUGUAACUAGAGCUCUUUUAGGAAUAAAAGUAUAUAAAAAAUAAUUAUUCUUUCAUUCUCUGUUAAUUAUCCUAUCUAUAUUUCAUUCCAUAUUUGAAUUAGAACUCAUCUGAAUUAGGAUGCAUAAUGUGAUUUCUCCCG